This is a messenger RNA of Equus caballus (horse), 11593 nucleotides long. It is a transcript of the gene BTBD3, whose product is annotated as BTB domain containing 3. Lineage: Eukaryota; Metazoa; Chordata; Mammalia; Perissodactyla; Equidae. Gene Ontology annotation, biological process: neurogenesis; dendrite morphogenesis; cerebral cortex development. Gene Ontology annotation, molecular function: protein binding. The record is from RefSeq and is a predicted model, not a curated record. Gene Ontology annotation, cellular component: cytosol.
CUAUCUUUAGAGUAUCUCAUGAUAAAUUUUCUAUAUUCCUUUUCAAGAUCAUCUCAUUUAACAUAUGAUAGAGAAUGAUUUGGUAUUUAGAGUUGUUUAGUAUUCCAAACAAGGUACACAUAGACACAGCUAUAAUCAUCAAGUAUCAUGUUAAAUGCCAUAUGGAAUGUUACAAAGGAUCAUUGUUCCUGCCUUCAAAGAAUUGUCACAGUCUACCUUUUGGCGUUUUUCCCCCCAAACCUAAAGUGUAAUUUACGAUUAAUUGGAGCUCUGUGGUAAAAAGGAGACGACUUAGUGAGACUGUCCAUGAGCGGUAUCCUUCCAGGCAGUGCUGAGGUGUGCCUUGCUCAGAUACUUGUCUUCGGUAUCACCCUUGGUGCUAGAAUUCAAACUGGGUCAUUGUUGAGAGAGGCCAAAUUGAGUUGCUAGUGUAGACAUUGCUGGGUGGCUACCUUUGGCCUCUCUUUAGGAGCCGGGUACAGCAGGGCAUCUGUCAACAGAUGGUCUCACAGAGGUUCCAAGUCACUGCACGCAUCCAGCCUGUAUUGUGGGUUCCAGGCGCAGAUUUGGGCAUUGAGUGGGGACCUCAUUACAAUCCACAACACAAAUCUUGAUUAUUGAACCUCACCUACAAAAUCCAACCAAGAUCACAGCAACCUGGGACCUGCUUGGCUCGUGGUGAGGCUGGAGCAAGCCUGCAGAUGGGAUGAAAUGUCAGGAGCUGUGAAGCCUGGAAGAUUACAAGGGCAGGGAGCCAGAUUAAUCUCUGGGUUUUUGUGUUUUGGCAGAUUGUAUCACAAAUGUUUCCUGCUUUGGGUACAGUUGCUACUAAUAGUGGAAGUUUACCUUUGCAGAGUGUUUUCAACUUUUAUCAAACACUUUCACAAGCCUGUAAUCGUGCUUUCACAAUAUGUGGGAAAGGGAUGAGAGCUGGAUAUAAUUACCCCCUUUGGCAGAUGAGGAAAAUGGGGCACAUAGAUAUGAAGUAACUAACCUUAAGGUCACUUGUUCCUGGCUCUUGCUUUUUUCACUAUACCUUGCUGCCAAUCCUUGACUCCCUAUUUAUUUCCAAAUUUAGAAAGCAUAUAGUCUGUUUUGCAGCAGCUGCUGCUAUCUUUAGGGACUACCAACAUUUUGUUGCCCAUUUUUUUUACCUCCUAAAAUCACAACCAUAACUUUUGCUCGGUAUUGAAGAGAAAAAUAAGCAAACACAAAACACUCUUCCAUCAUGAUUUACCAGGUUAAAUUACUCUCCUCUGUUACAUUCUGUGGAUAAUUUUUGUAAGUGAUGUACAUCUCUUCAGUCCACCCUACUGUAUUUAAUCCUCACUUAACCUCAUUGCUAUAGCUGUUUAGGUGUCUUGUAGUAAACCAAAUACAAGCCCAGACAAGGAAUCCAGAGUUAGAGCAAGUUAAACAAGAGUUGUCAGCAUCAUUAGUUGUUGACAUAGAAUUUGUUGGUGUUAACCAUGAAUGGCAGGUUUUCUAACUUUCAUUUGACCUGGGGAUCCUCUUCUGUUUAUGAGCAGCUUCCUCGGGGCUGCUAUGCUUUUAUGUUCCUCCCUGUUACAGUUUCUCUCCAUUUCUUGCCACAAAGUGUCCUUCCAGCUUUCCUCCUGCAGGGUGUGGAGUAUCUAUGUUUGUGGUUUUCAUUUCUAAAUUUUGCACAUAUAUUUUCCUUUUAAAGUAGAUUAGAAAUAUGUAGAUAAAGCAUUAUGUAAGGAUGUGGAGUAAUUACUGUGGAUGAAAAUUAGAGUGAGUGGAACAGAUAAAAUUAGUCAAGCAGUCAGGAAAUCUGCAUUCUUGUCCAGACGUUGCCCCACUACUUAACUAUGGACUUAUCACAAAUCCCUUAAUCUUCUAGACACCUAGUUACCUUAUCUGUGGGCCCAAGUUGCUUUAAAUGAUUUCUAGAGUCCCUUUCAGUUCCAAAGCUCAUUCAGCUCCUCAAACUGAAUAAACAAGAUUCUACUAAAUAAAGGUAGGAUGUCUGGCACACCUUCCAGUGGUGAAGAGGAUGGUCUAAAUGAGUUUGGAUUCUCUUGAUAAUUUUGUUACUAUUGGGAAUUGAAUGAAAAGAGGUAAAGGUGGUUGAACUUUCUGACAAUUAUAAAGAUCUUCUGAAACUCAGUAUUAUUAGCUGACCUUUUAAGCUUGGUUCCUAAACUUGCUCACAAUCGCAUGCCUGACACCUAAUACACUGUAUGAUCAGCAUGGUUUAUUUUGGGAAAACUUUCACAAAAGAUUGAUGGGCUUCUUGACCUAUUUACUUCAUUAGGGCAGAUUAACUGUGUGUCAUAGCAGCUUUAAAAUUCAAGAGAUGUAGGACCAAGUAACGGCAAUACUAGUUGGAAAAAAAUUUUAGAGAUGAAAUUUGACAAUAGACAUUGGGCUGGUACCCUUUAUUAUUCUUCAGCCCAGUGGGUGAUGUUUCUGGGCUAUAGAUUCAACAGAUGGGUUUUAACUAUUUAUAUUUAAUUUCAAGAGGAGGAAAGGAGCCAUAAUUUGUGUUCAAUGAAAUAGACAUAGAAAUGAAAGCAGAGAAUAGAGUGAUACAAAUAUUUUGUAUAUUCAAAUUGAUCUUAGAUUUUCAUAGUCUUUUUAUUGUGUUCCGAGUCAUGAAUUACUCUGAAAGAUGGAUGACAGCUAUGGCUUCUCUUUCCAGAAAAAUAAAUGCAAACUCCCAAUUUUGCCUGCAAUUUGAGGGAUUUCAUGGGCUCCAAUGGGUCAAUGUAAACUUGCCUUCUUCCUCAUUUGGUGGCUUCUGGUCCAAAUUCUUGAUGGAAAAGAACCCUGGAAUGUUAAACCUUAAAAGCCCUUAGAAAUAAUCAAUACCAGUGUUACUUAAACUGUAGUCAUGAAAUCAAUGGAAUGAAUCAAGACCAGCAUUAAAAAGAAAAGAAAAAAAGAAUAAAAUAGAAAAUGUCAGAGUGUAUCAUAACAUGCUAAGAGUAAGUUUUGUUUUGUGAACUCUUUCCGUUUGUAUAUGUGUGUGUGUUUAUGUGUGUUGGUCCUGAGUCCGAAUAUAAAAUGCAUUUCUUACCGUAGAUUGAUGGUAAUGUUUGAGAAACACCCAUCUAUUCUAGAUGAACCUCUUCAUUUUGUAGCUGAGGAAACUGAGGCCCUUAAAGGCUAAAUGAUUUCUUCAGACGAACACUGUUUCCCAUCCUCCUGCACACAACCCCAUUAAUUUUUAGUGGCCAAGCCGGAACUGAACCAGAUUACUUGAUUGCUAAUUUUGCUGUGCCACAGUGCUAUUUUUUUUAAAUAGAAUUGUGAAGUAGAUUAUUUAAAAAUACUAAGUGGUUCAUCUGUUUUACAUUUGGCAUUUUUUAAUCCUUUAUUUUCCUCACUAAAAUCGUCUCUCUUAUUAUCUUUUAAGAUAAUCUAGGCUUGAGCUUCUUCUUUCUAGAGAGUUGAGAUAUUUUGAGGCCUCUCACUUGGCUGUCUACACGCCUGAAUUUUGAGAUUUAGGGCCUGAUCAGAAGAAUUUCAGAAUAAGAUGUGAAGGUGUUAAGUUUUAUGUCCAAGCCAAAUUAAAUUAUUUUGAAUUAUUUGUCCAUUCACUUGAUAAUUGAAUGCAAAAUGUGGCACCACAUGUUGGUACUGGAUCACUGGGGAAACGCUGUAACAUUCGUUAGUUAUCUACACGAGGUUCUCUCAAACCUGAAUGUCAUACAGAUUACCUGGAGGGUCUUGUUAAAAUGCAGAUUCUGGCCCACAGUCUGGCUGAGAUUCUGAGUUUCUAACAGGCUCCCAGGAGAUGCUGCUGCUGCUCCUUGGACCACAUUCUGAGUGGCAAGGACCUUAUGUCACCUGCCCAUUACCAUGGUAAGGAAGAUCUCAGUUGUCAUUUUAACAUUUCCAUACUUUUCAGAUGGCUGCAAAAAUUCAAAUAUUCUUAUUUUUUAAAAAUUGGAUUAGUUUUUGUAGUUACUAACAUAACUUUAGAACAGCCAUGCUUUCAGUCCCUACAUCUGUGAGUUGUAAUGCCCCCACUGCAGCACUGUUCUAGGUAACUCAGACUUAGCCCUGCUUCAUUUUACUAGUAUAUUCAGGCUUUUCCACAAAACUUAAUUUUCCAAUUAACAGAAACGUUUAAUUUCGGAAGGAACGUUUUCUAAAAUAUAUAAUAUUCUUUCUUCAGCUAUUACAUGUGUUUUCCUUUUCUUUUUAUUUUAGUGGUGUUAGAGCACUGUUUGUUUCAGGCUUUCUUGGUAAAGGAUAUUGAGCUGUAUGUGAAAUGAAUAAAAACCACAAAGCCUCCUAAGGUCUUGUGCCUGCUUUUUUAUGCUUUUUCUAUUUUGUCUGUCCAUCUGCCAGUUAUGAGGAUGUCUGUCUCAAAUUAACUCGUAUCCCUUUCCAUUCUAGUUGAUUAUUCUCUCACCUGAAAAGCUGAAAAGCCGGCUACGGAUGGGCUUCAUCCCAGUCAGAAGGACCUCCCUGUCCUGGGGGCUUUCCUAGGAAGGUGGUGGUCAGCAAGUUCAGUAGAAGUUGGGAGGGAGAGAAAGCUUUUGGUUUUAACCAUAUCCUGAAUAGUUAGCUCAUAUAGGAACUCAUUUGUUUCUUCUUCAUGCCUUUCUCCACGUGCUUUUUAAAACUAGUUUCGAGAUCUCUCUCUUUCCAGCAUUGUGUUAGUGUGUUUGAAGGCGAUUUGGAAGUAUGUGUAUGUAUGUGUGUGGUAGCCCUGUGAUUGGGAACGUGAUAAUUGUGACAAAUAAGCAGCACUUCAGGGUCCAUCUAAAAUGGGUGUGAAUAACCUUGUGCUAAAGAUCACGGUUCUCUUACACACAGUCUGUCUUGCUUUGCUUUGCAAACAGUUUUAACAAUAAUAAUGAUGACAAGAGGAUAUUCCUUGGUUCAGUUUAGUGAUUUAGGAUCCCAGGGAUUUAAAGCCUGAUUUCUGGUGUGUUGUGUUUAGUAGAUUCUGAGUUAUAAUAGCAAUCGAAGCUCCCGUUUGUGGGGCCCUCACUCAGCCAGGCAUUCAUCAUUCAGAUGAAUGUUGUGCCACCAGCAGGGCUGUGGUCAGGAAGGGGGCAUUAGAUUGGGGGGCGGGCAGCACAUGGCUGCUGCGUUCCAGCAAGUGAGAGGAAUCCAGAUAUUGGGGGAGAUUGAGCCUCUUCAUUAGUCUCUCUCUAGAAUAGAUAAGCAUGUGCGGAACCUACAGCAGGUGUUUUUGUUUUUUCUUAGCUCAACAAAGCUAGAAAUUGUUAGAUAAUUCACAUCUAUGAAAACCGCAUAGUACUUUAUAUCCUUCUGAUUCAAAGCGGAGAGAACAUGUUUGCAUUUUAACUAGGCAGCGUCAGAACAUUUAUCAUUUUGAAUAGCCUUAUUGUUGGUUUUGUGUUAGAAGUUGUGGAUUAUAUUCUUUAAUUUAAAAUUAUGACAAGGGUAAAUGUAGCCAUAACAUUUAGGUUGGAUUUUGAGAUCCUGAACAGGGCCUCAUCUGGCAUAUUUUUAGUCAGUUACAACCUUUAAACACUGAUUACUGAUAUUACCGACGCUGGUGUUUUCUCAUUUGAAUCUUAUUUUUACAUCUAGAGUUUGUCUUAUGUUUAGGUGCAGCUAAGCCUACUAGUGUAAUCUUAGUCUAAUUAACAGUAUUUUGUGAUCUGGGACUCUUGUCAAAGAUCGUUAUAGGAGCUAGAAAACAUUGGGAGGCAAAGUGCACACAUGACUUCUCUCCUUUUGCUGGAGACUGUAACUUGAAUUCAAAGAGACUGAAAAAGAAGAAAAAUAGCAUUCUUUUCCAUUAAGCUGUAGUACAUAUGUUUAGUAUGGUUUUGCUAUUAAUAAUCCCUUUUAGCUGGUAGAAUGGAAGAUUUUGUUUGAUGUAUUUGAAACUAAAUGCUGCCGGGAUAAAGAUUUUAGUAGAAAUAUAGACUAGAAAUCAGUCUCUACCCUUUGUUAAUUCAUCCUGCUUGUUUAACUGGAGAAAUAAAAAUGUACAUCUACUGAAGAGAAAUCUCUGGGCGUAAACUCUUCCUUUCCUGUUUUCAAAUAUAUUUCAUAGGUUUAUCUUACGUAAAUAUACAGUAAUACAGUACACAAGAGAAAGCAACUGCUGUUCCUUUAAUAUCAGAACUAUGCACGUUACAAUAGGUGUCACUGUUUUGCUUGGUCCAAUCAUGAUUGGUGACUUCAGCUAUUGGCUCCGAGCACUGGCUGUCUGACUCCAUCUGCAGGGCUGUAAUACCUACUCUCCUCCGAUCCGUUCACCACACAACUUCGGCCGGCUGAACAGACUCGCGCGGCUCCAGCACAUCUUGCUAACCUAAUUCAGAAAACAAGUGCCACGGCUCUCUGCCUGUCAUCUUUGCUCAGUGUAGCAUUUUCAGGUGAUCUAGGAAACUGGGUUAUUUUUAUGAGCAAAUAAGAGAAACAGGAAUCAUGAUGGGGAUGUAUUUAACAGACCCAGUACUGGAUAAAACUUAAAGCCAGUUUCUAUUCAACAUAGUGAAAAGGUCACCUUGCCCAGCUGAGAAAAGAAGCAAAAUAUCAGCGUGUUGGUUUCUGUUAACAUCUUAGCUCGUGCUGGCCUCUUUUCCUUGAUGUUUGCACCAAUUUGGGAUAUCUGGCUAUAAAGAGAGACACACUGUACUCAUGGUAGAUGACAAGGAAAAGAACAUGAAAUGUCUCACCUUCUUCUUGAUGCUUCCAGAGACGGUAAAGAACAGGUCCAAGAAAAGCUCGAAGAAAACAAAUACCAGCAGCAGCAGCAGCAACAGCAGCAAGUUGCCUCCAGUUUGUUAUGAAAUCAUUACCUUGAAGACUAAAAAGAAGAAGAAGAUGGCUGCUGAUAUAUUCCCCCGUAAAAAGCCAGCCCCCUCCAGCAGCACCACUGCCCAGCAGUACCACCAGCAGAAUCUCAGCAACAAUAACCUUAUUCCGGCCCCCAAUUGGCAGGGCCUUUAUCCCACCAUCAGAGAAAGAAAUGCGGUGAUGUUCAAUAAUGAUUUGAUGGCAGAUGUACAUUUUGUGGUUGGGCCACCAGGUGGGACUCAGCGGUUGCCAGGACACAAAUAUGUUUUAGCUGUUGGGAGCUCUGUGUUCCAUGCAAUGUUUUAUGGAGAACUUGCUGAGGACAAAGAUGAAAUCCGUAUACCAGAUGUUGAACCUGCUGCUUUUCUUGCUAUGUUGAAAUAUAUCUAUUGUGAUGAAAUUGAUUUGGCUGCUGACACAGUGCUGGCUACUCUUUAUGCUGCCAAAAAGUACAUUGUCCCUCAUCUUGCCAGAGCCUGCGUUAAUUUUCUGGAGACCAGCCUGAGCGCCAAGAACGCCUGCGUGCUCCUCUCCCAGAGCUGCCUGUUUGAGGAGCCAGACCUGACCCAACGUUGCUGGGAGGUCAUUGACGCCCAGGCUGAGUUAGCUCUCAAGUCUGAGGGAUUCUGUGAUAUUGACUUCCAGACACUAGAAAGUAUCCUUCGCAGGGAAACUCUGAAUGCCAAAGAAAUUGUGGUUUUUGAGGCAGCUCUCAACUGGGCUGAAGUAGAAUGCCAGCGACAAGAUCUAGCUUUGAGCAUUGAAAAUAAGCGCAAGGUCCUUGGAAAGGCACUUUACUUGAUCCGCAUACCCACAAUGGCCCUGGAUGAUUUUGCAAAUGGUGCUGCACAGUCCGGAGUUUUAACUCUCAAUGAGACCAACGACAUCUUCCUCUGGUACACUGCAGCCAAGAAGCCCGAGUUGCAGUUUGUGAGUAAAGCCCGCAAGGGCCUUGUCCCCCAGCGCUGUCACCGUUUCCAGUCGUGUGCCUAUCGGAGCAACCAGUGGCGCUAUCGGGGCCGCUGUGACAGCAUCCAGUUUGCAGUUGAUAAGAGAGUGUUCAUCGCUGGCUUUGGGCUCUAUGGGUCCAGCUGUGGCUCUGCGGAGUACAGCGCCAAGAUUGAACUCAAGCGGCAGGGCGUUGUCCUAGGGCAGAACUUGAGCAAGUACUUCUCAGACGGCUCCAGUAAUACCUUCCCUGUGUGGUUUGAGUACCCAGUGCAGAUUGAGCCAGACACCUUCUACACAGCCAGCGUGAUACUGGACGGCAACGAACUCAGCUACUUCGGACAAGAAGGCAUGACGGAAGUUCAGUGUGGGAAAGUGACAGUCCAGUUUCAGUGCUCAUCGGAUAGCACCAAUGGCACUGGGGUACAGGGAGGGCAGAUCCCUGAACUUAUAUUCUAUGCUUGAACACUCCCCGAAGCAGUGUGAGCCCUGAGGAGCACAUCUGGUUCCUCCUUGCUUGAUGCUUAGCUCGUCCGCAGAUACGUGAUAAGCGCAGGGAAUUUGUGAUGAAUGAAGCUGUAGGCAGUUUCUUAUUUUUUUCAGCCUUUUAAUUAUGUACAGGCAAAAGUGCAGCAUUCAGCUUUUAACUAGAUGCUUAAAAGAGCCAAGUUCUUACUAAGACUCUGUGGGGUUUAGAGUGUGUCUGUAUGCCUGGGGAGAUUUUGUGCUCUUUUCUAACUGCCCCAUUGACCUCUCAGUUUUGUCCCCCUAAAGAAAAUUUUUGGAUCACCUUGAAUUUCCUUUUGGGCUUCAUUUUGACAAAUAGAAAUAAAUAGUCUAAAAUAAUAAUGACAAGAGUUAUUUUUAAACAGAACCCCUCUUCCCCAAAAAACAGAUAGACCUCAGUGUACAAUUUUGAAAGAAGUUUUGCUUCAUAGUAAGUAAUAAUUUAGAAAGUAGGCAACAGUCAUGUUUAGCUCUUACGUUAUUUCCUUUUAAAUAUUUUACUUCUGGGCAUUGCUUUUUCUUAAACCCUAAAUUCAUGAGAUUGUUAUAUAUUAAAUACUGCAGAGUGUCAAUGUAAAAUAGGAAAAUAAGAAAUCAGAUGUUUGUUUAGACCGUGACUUCUGCUACAAGCAGAUUUAUAUUCUUUUAGUUUAGAAGACAGAAUAUUGCAGUACAGACACUUCUUUUAGAAGUAACUCAAUUAUAGAACUUUAUUGUCUUUAGAAAAAAGUUGCAGGCCUAUUAAUUUAAACUAAAACAGUUUAAAAAGAAAGCCUGAAAAUGUCCCAUACUACAAAUAGUUUAAUUGGUGGCGCAUUUGAAUACACAGUUUGGAAAAGUCAAACUCUUUUCUUCUCCCCGCUUAACUUCUGAUCCCCACCAUUUACUUGUUUUCAUAAGUCAUACUGUAUAGAAUUCCUAUUCCCCUUUUCCCAUUAAAAGAGGACCAAACAAUUGUUUAGAUGAAUGGAAUAACAGUUUUGUAGCACUAGAUGUUAAUGUCAUAAGAUACUUUUAUUCAUUGAUUUUUUUUUUUUAAUUUGAGAUGUACUUUACCUGAUCUUUGACCACAUACUGUCUUCUUAGUUCAUUAUAAUUCUGUCCUGUUUCUGGACUGCUAGAAUCUGUCUGGCCUCUGGCCAUCUUAAAGUGCCAAUAUAUGCCUGCAGGGUUUUAAAAAAAUGUUCGGGGGAGAUGCACUUGAUUAUACCUAAUUUUAAUGCAUCAGCAUCACAUCCAGCUCUCUUAUUUGUCCAUGGAUGAUAGAAACAAAGGAGGGAAAAGCUCAUCAAAAAGUUCUCCUCCAGUGAUGGCUUGUGAUGUUUAGUGCCUGUGACCCUGGUAGUGUCCAGUGUGUCCACUUCCAGUUGAAGUAUCCAUGUGUUUCUGGGCAGCUUUUCUGCUCAGUGAUCCUGAGAUGGCUUCCCCCGCCACCCAGAGUGUGGUCCCUGGCCGCCUCCUUCUCCUGCUCUACGAGCCCAAAGCUGGCUUGUUUGGAGCCAGGGGUUAGUCCUGGGGUGGGUACGUGUGCGUGGGCCCCUGUGCGCAUGCAAGUGCGUUUACUGACUCAGGAAUUGCCUCCUCCCUGCCUGGCCAGUGAGAGGUGGGACAGAAACGGUCCCCCUGCUGGCCCCAGCAAAGCCCCAGUGAGUGACUGUCCUUAUCUUAUCACUGUGCUUCUGGGCCACUUCUUCCCCUGUAGACAUAGGCUUGUUGCUUUUGGCCAGCUUCCCUGAUGGAGGAGAACACUGGAUUAUGGAAACGUUCUAAUCCCCUUUGCCAUCACCUAUGUCUGUUGGCAUGGACGAUCAAAGCUGUUACCGGUGAUUAUAGAUGAGUAUUCCCAGGACAGCUUUCUAAAAUUAUCAAACGAUUAUUUCUUAUUAGGGACAUGACAGAUAGGAGUGUUGGCAAAACAUUGAUGAAAUAAAGGUACAUUUUUAGUUAAAAAAUACUUCUGCAAAGGAUUUUGUUUUUAAAUUAUGGUUAAACCUUUCAGUAACUCAUAGCUACCAUGCAAAUUGGUAGACUAUGUACCUGAUUAGAAGGCACUCGUUUUUAGGCCAGAGGAGAAGAAACGUUAUUUAGCACUAAUUUCAUCAUAUGAGGUUUUGUUGGGGUGGGUGCGAUAACCUUACAGUGAAGAUUGUUCAUUCAGUAACACUCACUGUCAGUGCUUCUGUGAGCUCAGCUGCCCUCCGUGUGGUGAAAGCCGCGUGAGAUCCUGUACACUGGGUAUAGAAGAACUUAAUUUUGUGUUAAUUACUAGGACUUUAAAUUUUUUUCAAAAAGACAGUUCCACCGUUUAAUUGGCUGGUGCCGAGAGCUGUGGGUUAAAUUUGAAAAUUGUAUUUAGAAUAAGAAAUUUUCUAUUGUAAAUCCUAUUCUCCCUUCUGCAUUUUUAACAACAUGGCAUGAAGGCUAGUGUGCUUGCUUUAUUUUCUUUGGUAAUCUCGAAUUUUGUAGCUUUUAAAACUAGAGAACAUUGUUCUGACAAGGCGGGCAACUCUAGUGUAUAAACACAACUUUAUUAAACAGAAUACUCUGUAGAUGCUUUUCCCGAUGUAUCUGGCAGUCCUUGUCAUUGUUCGUAUUGGGGAUAAGGGGAACUAGGCUAGCGGUUCUAAUGUAACAUUCUUUAAGCAUAUCUUAAUAUAGUAUUUAAGUAAAUGGUCUAAUUUCUACAUAAUUAUUGCACUGAAAUGUCUUUUUUGUUUUUUAAGGUGUUUAAAUAAGCUCAGCUAAUUCAAGACACUAGCCCCUUGUGCAUCAGAGUGCUUGAAUUUAGUAGCUUACAGCAUUAUUUAUGAAGGAAAAAUCUAUAAAUAUGAAGUACCUCAUGUUGAAUGUUAUUGUACUGUAUUUUUAAUGUAACAGUGCAGAUCUUGUUAGACACAUGAAUGUGUAUAAUCAUGUUAAAUGCAAAUAAAAAUAAAACUGGUUCAUAGAUUUGUUUUCCUUAGUAUUUUUGUAGGUCCCUUGAAGUAGUAAAAAAAUCAUUCUGGCACUUUUGGUGCCACUGCCUUUUACAGAGAUGGUUUUGCAGGACCAUUUGUUUGCUAAGUAUUCAGAUAUCUUUGAUUCCUAAGAAGUGAAAAUUUGAGGCAAAAGCAUAAGAGAACAAUGAAUAUGUUAAUCAAUUACAUUGUUCGCAAUUUGACUGUUGAGGUAAUGAGAGGGAGUGAAUGGAUGCAUUUAUAUUCCCCUUAUGGCAUUUGUGUUUGGCUGGCGUUCUGCCGCUGUAGUUGCUCAAACGUCUGUGGAUCUCACUGGAUGUAAGGGGGUAUUGAUACAUCUAGCUUUAGAUGUGACCAGUGCCCCUUCUUCCUGCUGUGUUACAAUAGCUUAAGUCUAGGAAUAAAAAAAAUAAAUGACA